GGUCGUGGCGGGGCUUUAGGAACCAUAGGCGAUUCCGGUUGGCUCCUGGACAUGACAGACGUGAGUCGGGCGUGUCUGAAGUGUGAAAGUGGGCAUGUUAUCAGCGGUCAAAGGAAGAGGCUAGUUUUCCAUUCCAUCCAUUCAUAGCGCAACCGCUCAUAACGUGCACUGACGCAUAGGCGAGAUAGGGAUCAACGAGAGAGAGACAGAGAGAGGGUUGGAUUAGGGCACUGACAGCCACCUCAGUCAAACAGUUGAGAGAUACACGGUCACAACCUGCUGAGGGGGCAAAACUAACGGGACCGGAAAGUCUAAAUCCAAUCCAGAUCACCUCUUAAAACCGGUUAGGGAGAGAAGACCACUGACCACCUCGAGACCCCGCACUGAUUGAAAAGAGAGAAGAGUUGGAGAGUAAAACAAUCAGUUUUGAAAAAUAAUUCAAAUUGAUCAAUCCAGCCACCCUAUACUCUGAACCAUGGAGCGCAAAAUCCCUGACUUCGCUGGUACCUGGAAGAUGAAGAGCUCAGAGAACUUCGAGGAGCUUCUCAAAGCGCUGGGUGUGAACGUGAUGCUGCGUAAGAUAGCGGUGGCAGCAGCCUCCAAGCCGUCGGUGGAGAUCACCCAGGAGGGAGAGACUCUGUCCAUACGAACCUUCACCUCCGUCAGAACCACCCACGUCACCUUCACCGUGGGAGAGUCCUUCAACGAGGCCACGGUCGACGGACGCCCCUGCACGAGUCUUCCAAAGUGGGAGACAGACAGUAAGAUCAGCUGUGAGCAGACUCUGCAGAAAGGGGAGGGACCUAAGACCGCCUGGACCCGAGAGAUAACCAAUGACGGCGAGCUCAUCCUGUUUUAUCAUUGGAAUGUGAUACAAAACGUGGCAACGGUUUGCUUUAGGACCAUGCGGGUGCCUCCGAGCGAUCGGACCAUGAGUGCGGACGAUGUGGUGUGCACCAGAGUCUACGUACGAGAGUGAAAGAGAAGACAACUCUUCAUCCUUCCAUCUCUCUCACCACUCACUCCACAAACCCCCAGCCAGAAUGGGCAGGGCGAAAGCAGCUUGUAGAAUCUAGUUUAACUCCAGUAUAUCUGUCACAAAGCCAUGGGAUUGAACCCAGUCUAGUUGACCUAUAUCUAUUAAAGUCAGUCUUGCCAAUGUUCUGUCCACUUACUCAGUGAGGUUGUUAACCUGAAAUUGGGUCUUUUUCUGAGUCUUUGUACGUGCAAGGUUAUUGAUCCAUGUGUGUGUAUGUGUGUGUGUGUGUACGUGCUAGUCAGUGGAGUAGGUCUAAGUGUGUGUAUCAGUGUCUGACUAUAUUUGUAGUUGUGUAAACCUAUGAGCUCUUCCAGUUAUAAGGUCAGUUACUUUGUGUCCGUUCUCUCUCUCCUUCUCUCUUCCCUCUUAUCUCUAAGUCGUUAAAGUUGUAUAUUUAUGACACUAGAUCUGAUACCGUGUUGCUAUGGUUUUUACUUUGUCUCUUUUAUAUAAAAUCUGAUCAUAGGAAAUGAUGCUUUCUAUGGGAAGACAAUAAAACCCCAUGUUGACUCCA
Messenger RNA from Oncorhynchus nerka (sockeye salmon), 1553 nucleotides. Its product is annotated as cellular retinoic acid-binding protein 2-like. Lineage: Eukaryota; Metazoa; Chordata; Actinopteri; Salmoniformes; Salmonidae. The record is from RefSeq and is a predicted model, not a curated record. The transcript is spliced from 5 exons. Gene Ontology annotation, molecular function: fatty acid binding; retinoic acid binding. The coding region runs from base 476 to 979 and encodes 167 amino acids. Gene Ontology annotation, cellular component: nucleus; cytosol. Gene Ontology annotation, biological process: fatty acid transport.